AUGUCUUCCGACGCAGACUACGCCGCUUUUCUCGACAAAGCAAAUCAAGACACCGGCUCGGCGGAGACCAAGGACGCGUCGCAGAAGAAGAGCUAUGGUACCAAGAGCGUGAACACUGCCGUGCCGAAGAUACUAGAACAGGUAGAAGAGUACUACGUUAGCGAUUCAGAUGAACCGUUUGAACCUGUUGCGCUAGAAUUCAAGGGUGACAACGUAUCAGCUGAGGACCUGAAGUCACUCAUCGGAAACUCCAAUGUAGAACAGGUUCAGAACACCGGCUUCGAUAGCCAAUACAAAAAGGUCAUGGAGGCGGUGAAGGAAGCCGGGAACGGCACUGUAAAGGUCUUCAGGGUGGAGCUCGAGGGCACGAGGGCAGAGUACUACGUCGUGGCAGUCGAUGACAAGGAAGGCAGGAUCGUGGGCCUCAAAGCUCUUGCUGUGGAGUCGUAA
Molecule: messenger RNA, 450 nt
Organism: Alternaria burnsii
Lineage: Eukaryota; Fungi; Ascomycota; Dothideomycetes; Pleosporales; Pleosporaceae
Exons: 2
Coding region: 1-450 (149 amino acids)
Source: RefSeq, a predicted model, not a curated record